AGAGUAGAGAGAGAGAGAGAGAGACAGAGAGAGACAAACAGACAGACAAAGACAGAGACUCAAAGAGAGUCUGCAUGUAGCCAGCCUGGGACAGCUUGGUACUGUAGAAACAGCCAGACGUUCAACUCUAGCACUAAUUUCCUCUCUGCUCCACAGCAAGCCCACCUGGUUCAGCUCAACACUGCAUCAUCAGAACCAGCCCAUUCUCUACAUAUGGAGAGGGAGCCGGCUUCUUUUCAGACACUCAGCAUCUAGGUCCUGAGGCAAGGGUACUGAAGCAGAGUCCUACAGAAUUUCUGGAAGAGGAAACGUUGCAGUAACAACUUAGAGUGUCUGUGUGAUUAUGGAUGACUCCAGCCGUCAGUCUGAGUAGAGCAUCAUCCUCCAUCAUGGUACAGCAAAGGGGACACAAAUACUUAGCAGUUAUGGACAGUGAUUUGAGUCAAGAGGUUUUCGUAGGACUGGGAGCAGAUGAAGGGGAGGAGGUUUUUGGACCGUCGCCCUCCAACAAAGACCCCAACUGGUGCAAGACUCCCACGGGUCACAUCAAGCGGCCCAUGAAUGCAUUCAUGGUCUGGUCGCAAAUCGAGAGACGGAAGAUCAUGGAGCAGUGGCCAGAUAUGCAUAACGCAGAGAUCUCCAAACGCCUAGGCAAGCGCUGGAAACUCCUCCCCGACUACGAGAAGAUCCCCUUCAUCAAAGAAGCGGAGAGACUUCGGCUAAAGCACAUGGCCGACUACCCCGACUACAAGUACCGGCCCCGGAAGAAGAGCAAGAGCUCCAUGCCCGUGCGGGUCGGGGAAAAGGUCCCCCUGAAGACAGGCAAGUCCCACACGGGUGGUCGCGCAUCCGGUUCCGCUUCCGCAACCUCCACAGCCACCAGCAAAGGGCUCAAGGUCCGAACGCCUUCCUCCAAACACAAAGCCAGCUUCCACGGCAAUAAGUUCAAAGGUUACGACGAGGGCAUCAGCGAUGACGACACAGUGGAUGUAGAGAUGGCCAGUCAGGGAGCAAGCCAGCCAGGAGGGCAGAGGCCAGCCUUGGGCGUCUUCCACCACCAGCAGGCUGCCAUGACCCCUGGGCAGCAGCAACCUCAUCUCACAGCCCAGCUCAGAGUCAAAUUGCCCACCACCACCUCCCACCAGCCCACCUCCACCCUCCCUGUGGGCCUCUCCUCUGGGUCUCCUGUACAGCAGAGCCUCCCAGAGUCGUCCCCCAGGGUGUCCUCUUCAUCGGAGUCCCGUACGCCCCUCUCCUCCACCGGCCGCUCCUCCACCCCCACCUCCACCAGCUCCUCCUCAUUCGUGUCGUCGGCCUCCUCCGACGAGGAGCUGGAUGAGGAAAUCUUGCAUAUCAUCUCCAACGCCAACUUCGACAGCAUGCCUAUGGAUUGCGCCACUCUGGACAAAGACUUUGAUGCUGCGUUUCACACCAACUCAGGAUCCCACUUCGAUUUCCCUGACUACUGCACCCCAGAAGUGAAUGAGAUGAUAUCCGGGGACUUGCUGGUGCCCAGUAUCUCUGACCUGGUGUUCAAGAUCUACUGACCUUCAUUCAUAAAAGCCUAUGGUUUUUUGCUUAUAUUAUUUAUUUUUCCCCACCCCGAGCUUGGACACUUCCUUUUUGUGUUCUCUCAAUCAAGUCCGUAAGUGCUAUUGCUUUUCUUUUCCCAGUAUGCCACAUCCUGAUGGUCUGGUGUACAAACAGUGAAAGGUUUCUCACUCCAAGCCUUUUAUCAAAGUUAAAAUAUUCAGGCACCGAACAGGAGACCAGGUACAAACAGCAGAGCAGACUCUGGACAGAUAUGUUCCUAGUAGAGGGAUAAGAGUGCUUUCAACAGUAAACCUAUUCAGUAUUUAUUGUUUUCAGUAUUAACAGGAGCAUGGAGCAUUGCCAUGUCUUUCACAUGCAUUUGUUGUAUAUGAAGCACCAUUACAGAAAUGUUUUGACAUAAUCAACCAGAAUCAAGGCAACAACUGCAGAUUCACAUUUUCAAAUUCACAAAGUAGCCUCAUUCCGGAUUUAUUCAUGUUAUCAACAAAUGAUCUCUAAAUAUCAAAGGGUAAAAAGGGAGAUCAUGUGAGGCAUAGUCCUUAUGUUUCAGCUAAUAGGAAUCUGCAGCACUUGUCAUCAGGCUUUUACAGUAGCAUCAGUUAAAGUAGAGGCUCUCGCCAAGAGAGAAAUCUGCUGCAGACAAGUGCCAAGGAGCCGUCCAUAAUUUAUUUCAUAAUCUGUAAUUAGAUAACAGCACUUUCAUUGCCUCGCUAAUACUGCAGACUCCAAGACAUGGAGUAUUACGUAAACACAAGCCUUGUGUGUGUGCCUGAUUCAUUCCAGACAGUUGAGGCUGACCGUAGCGGUGGUUUGGUGGUUAGAG
Salvelinus namaycush (lake trout) is the source of this 2377-nucleotide messenger RNA. RefSeq names its product transcription factor SOX-11-like. Gene Ontology annotation, molecular function: RNA polymerase II cis-regulatory region sequence-specific DNA binding; DNA-binding transcription factor activity, RNA polymerase II-specific. The record is from RefSeq and is a predicted model, not a curated record. The transcript has 2 exons. Bases 348 to 1547 code for a protein of 399 amino acids. Gene Ontology annotation, biological process: cell differentiation; regulation of DNA-templated transcription; anatomical structure morphogenesis. NCBI's taxonomy places the organism in Eukaryota, Metazoa, Chordata, Actinopteri, Salmoniformes, Salmonidae.